This is a messenger RNA of Aspergillus alliaceus, 3072 nucleotides long. RefSeq lists its product as uncharacterized. The record is from RefSeq and is a predicted model, not a curated record. Gene Ontology annotation, cellular component: telomerase holoenzyme complex. The transcript is spliced from 5 exons. Bases 149 to 2590 code for a protein of 813 amino acids. Gene Ontology annotation, biological process: nuclear-transcribed mRNA catabolic process, nonsense-mediated decay. Gene Ontology annotation, molecular function: telomerase RNA binding; protein binding; telomeric repeat DNA binding. Lineage: Eukaryota; Fungi; Ascomycota; Eurotiomycetes; Eurotiales; Aspergillaceae.
UAGUGUUCUUCUUUGUCGUUCGCUGAGUCACUUCGUGAUCUCUCCCUAGUUGCAGAUGGAUGGAAGAUGAAGCUAGUUGCCUAACCCAUACUUAUUACCUUCCUCUUCCUUCAUAAGUAACCUCAUCAUUCCAGAUGACGUAUUGUCAAUGCUUCGAUCAACUACAAUGAGUGACGAUAAUAUUGAUCAGGAAACUUUUCCUUUACGAAUCCGGAAUUCAAUAAAAGAGGAGCAUUUGGGUUCCCUUGAGGUUGGAAACGAGCCAGACUUCCCCAAGAAGUCGGCUGUACCAGUGGUAUCGGAUGAUGGGUCUCCAGCUGGGUCAUCAACGACCAACCAGGCGCGCCACUCCGCCAGUUCUUCCCUUCUAAAGAGACUCGAGUCUAGUGGUGAUGUUCCAAACGGUUAUCUUGCAGAUGGCCUGAGUGACCCCGGUAGUGAAUGGGCAUCUCCGAACAAGAGACGUUGCCAGUCACGGAAAGACCGACGCGAACCGUCCAGUACCUCCCCUAACCGUCCAAUUAGCAGAACAAUAACUGAAAGUCCAAUACCAACAACUCGAUUUCACGCAAACGAUACCCACUUUCAUAGUGCUUCUACUUAUUCACCUGGCGACCUGGGUAGGAGUGGCGAACCGUCGCAAUCGCACCAUCGUGGAAACAGCUCCAAUCAAGGUUUAACAGAAAGCUCACCUAAACCGAAUGCGAGCCUUACACGGAGCGCUAUGGCUUCCGUGUCUGCACCACCCGAAUCAAGAGAGGGCUUGAGCCAUGGACAGAAGAUUGUUGGAGGGCACUCUGCGGUAGCUGGAGGUAUAGAAUCAACUGGGAUCACCUUACAGCCAGAAACUCAUCCUAUAACAGAAGAUCAAUUAGCCAAUGAGGUACGAGGAAUAUACGCCGGGCUUGUCAUGGUGGAAAAGAAGUGUAUCGAUAUCGUCAAGCAACAAUUUGUCCAGGAAAGCGAGUUAUCCCAUCAGCAAUGGCAAGCCUUGAUCGCCUUACAUCGAACCUUACUACAGGAGCAUCACGACUUUUUCAUGGCUUCGCAACAUCCGUCAGCUAACCUAGCUCUAAGGAAAUCGUCGGAAAAGUACAAUGUCCCGGCUCGCAUGUGGCGCUACGGAAUCCAGACGUUUUUAGAAUUGUUGCACCGUCGACUUCCCGAUUCUCUCGAACACAUGCUGACGUUCAUUUAUCUGGCUUAUUCAAUGUUGACACUACUGCUAGAAACUGUUCCGGCAUUCGAAGAAACCUGGAUCGAGUGCCUUGGGGACUUGUCAAGAUAUGGGGUGGUUAUUGAAGAACGCGGUUUACUGGAUCAUGAGAUCUGGGUCGGAAUCGCAAGAUAUUGGUACAAUAAGGCGGUAGACAAGAAUCCUGAUGUCGGCAGGAUUCAACACCAUCUUGGGGUUUUAGCACGGCCCGAUAUCGUUCAGCAGCUCUUCUACUACACCAAAUCCCUGGUCAGUGUGCGCCCAUUCCCACGCACCAGGGUAAGUAUUCUUCGCUUCUUUAGCCCUCUCUUGCAAGGCCCAAGGGGGACUAGCUACCCUCACGUCACUACUGCUUUCGUGUCCGCUCACGGCUAUCUCUUUACCCAAGCUACUGCAGUUCAUUUUAUUCAAUCAGCAGAUGAGUUCCUGUCCUCCCUGGACAAGCAUAUUCCCCGAGUGGGAGUGAGCUUCAGAGUACAGGGAGUUUACCUCGCUUCCUCUAAUAUUGCGGCCAUGCUAGAAUACAGUAACACCGAUGCUCUCCUAUGCGCUGAGUUCCACCAAGUGGCUGCUCAACAAUCACAGCCUUGUGAAGCCCUCUCUCCUGAGGAAAGGGACCCCAUCGCUGACGCCCACGAGGCCAUGGCUGAUUUUCUUGCUCUUGGGGCUCAAAAAGGGUCUUCUCAGCUGGCUUACGGGUCUUGUCUUGCUUUCGAGACAUUUUCCGUUUUACUCGAGUAUAUUGGCAACAUGAAUCUAUUUCCCGCACUCCAUGUCUCCCUGGCAUUCCUUUGGUGCCUGUCGUCUUCUGCAACCAGUAUGAAGAGUGUCGAAGCUGUAGUUCCUUGGAGCAGAAUUGUCAUCUUCCUCAACACGAUCAUCCAACAAAGCUUUCUGCAAAGAAUGGUUCAGGGUUGGUCGAUCACAUUGGACGAUAUGGAUUUCAACUUGAUUGAAGGAGCCGAGUUUCCUUUCUCUGAUGAGACGAGAUGGAUUCCAGAAGACUUCCUCAUUCGCGGCCAAAUCUGGAGCCAAAACUACUAUCCUCGGUCGUUCUUUGAGAAAUGCCCCACCGACGAAGACGGGCGAAAUGUCGAACGAGAGUCCUUGAGUAUUUCCAGAAUAUACCGGUGUCUUUGGCUGGGUGUGAGGUUGGCGAAGUUUAAUCGCUGGAUAGUAUAUGAUUCUGUUUCGCGAGAAUUUACAGCGACGCCCUUUGCUCGGGAACUUGAGACAGCUCUUAAACUCGAGACGGUUUCUGAACUCGAGAAGACGGUGGAAACCAAACCUGAUAGUGCUCUAUACCUGCUGAGGCAUAGAUUCCGGUUACCUGGUUUACAGGACGGUGUGCCGUGCCCUCCGUCUGUAGAUUAGAAUCCUUAAUACAAUCUAAACAUGGUCUAUACAUGAUUCAUAUAAUUACCUACCAGACACCGCCUGAGCCAUCAUGUAUUGGGUGGCCGCAUAGGCACCUCAAUGACUGUUAGAUGUAUACUGACGAAGCCAGAUCCCGAGAUCCCGAAGGCAUCAGAUGAGCGAAAAGGUGCUCAGUACUCAGGUCAUACUUCGGUGAUUGGCAAUCCCGCUCCAUUCUGGCGUGAUACAACUUACUUCCACACUUUGAACCUUUCGAACGAACCGUUGGGCGUGCAUCAUCCGGCAUUCCAUAUAAUGGGACUUCCUAAAGGAGGAAAAAUGCGGCCUGGGUGGGGAUGAAGGAGGUGAUGGUAAUCUGGGCAGACUGCCAUCGUGCAAUCUAGACCGAAGAAUGAAUGGAAGUAAAUAGUCAUGUAAAAGAUCGUCUAUUGCAACAUCCUGAUUUCAGCUCCUUGAACCGCCUUCAAUAAAUUUCACAA